This is a messenger RNA of Varroa destructor (honeybee mite), 1865 nucleotides long. RefSeq lists its product as uncharacterized. Gene Ontology annotation, cellular component: membrane. Lineage: Eukaryota; Metazoa; Arthropoda; Arachnida; Mesostigmata; Varroidae. The record is from RefSeq and is a predicted model, not a curated record. Gene Ontology annotation, biological process: hemocyte migration. Gene Ontology annotation, molecular function: growth factor activity.
AUCCGUGAUCGGCGGGACACUCAGAUGCGUCAGUGAUUUGCACUUCAUCGAACGUGAACUUGGAUAAUCUUUUGAUCUUGAUGUACCCUUUAGUAAAUAUUGGAUCCGUGCUUUACUUUUCUUUUAAUGAAACGAGGCAGCUCUAACAUAAUAUUAUUAGCUUCGUUCUAUUUUCGUACUAUGUAGAUAUUUACCAAUCGCGCUACAUGUGAGAUAACAGUGGGCUGACUAGAAAGUGAAUCUAACGGAACUUUCAUUAGGAGAACGUUGUGUUUGGCCCACAAAGCUAGGCUGAUUUCUAUUUAAAAGAACGCGUGAAGCCGAGAAUCAACCAAGCUACAUCAGAUCAACAUGAAAUCCGUGUAUUUGGUGCUAAUUUUGAUGAUUAUGGGCACCAGUAGAGGAUAUGAACAUAGUCGACAACGCUGGAAGAGGCAUCUCGCCUCGGAGGCUGGGAGGAUGCCUCACAACACCACGCACAACUUCAAUAUUGAACUUCUAAAGGAACCGCGAAAGCCGAAUUCGUUUCAUUUACAAUUCGACCUACCCAUUUUGAAUACUCCACCGCCACGUGCACACAGUUUCCCGAACCUAUCCACAAGAACAAUUGUAGAAACUCCCCGAAACUAUAAAAAUCAAGCCCGAACGUCCGCUAAACUCCAGCGUCCUCGUUCGCCGAAAGCAACAGCUUUUAGCAUAAACGCUGAUAUCUUGAAAGCUGAGGGACACCGUUUUGCCAUGCAAUUGCGAACCAGAUGUGCCUUGCCUCGAGAGCAGGUCAUAUGUGUUAAGGAUCUCUACCCUGACACCGAUGUCAAGUAUUAUCCCGCUUGUACGCUUUUACACAGAUGUGACGCCUCAACUGGUUGCUGCGAAGACCCAACAGAAAGUUGUCAAACACACUUCAGUGAACAGAUUGUCCUGUACUUCAGAUCAAAUAUCGAUUCUGAAGUGCUCAAACUCCCAUUUACUAACCACACGUCUUGCAGGUGCAGUCAAAAACGCAGCCAUUCAUACGACGAGACGCCGAGUUCAAUCACGAAAGCUGAAGACGAGGAUGACUACAGCCCAGAGGAAGACGACGCCGAAGAGAACAUUCUCGGGAAUUGUCCGCGAUGCCCGAAACCGUUCAACAAGCGGCUGGUUCGCGGAGUGUGUGAUUGUGAUUGCUUUGAUAACGACGAGGUAUGUCUGGCUAUAAAACGGGGCAACGAGGCAUUGACAAACGCGGAGCGGAGAUGCAUUUCCAGUCGAGUGUGCCAAAAGCCUCGCUGUGAUAAAGGCACUCAUUUUAAUGUUGACCUCGGUGAGUGCCGGAAGUUCAUCGAGGAAAACAAUAUCGACGAUCAUCUUUACGACAAUGACGAAUCUGAUGCCAAUGAUGAUGACGAUGAUUCAGAGGAGCAGAACCAGCAACAGCUUGACGAAGGUGACCCUCAUCCCGGCAAAGCAAAGUGUGACCAUCGAAAGGAUAAUUAGAUUGGUUAGAACGUGAUCCAGUGAUAGCUCGGGGACUCAAGGCCGACGACCAAUCGCAAACCUAAUGAGUUGAAGCGCGUACACAUCUCUAAAGGCGUCUUUUUUGAAAGCAACUUGCUGGAUUGAUACUUUCACAGGAUAUAGCAGAUGACCGUAAUCCUGGGAUAGAUAGAAAUGAACAAUUUGGGGUUCAUAUAUAUAUAUAUGUACCUCUUAUCGAGCUAAGCUUUAUUUAUAUUUAUGUCGAAAAAAAUAUGACGCGGUAAUAUUAGUGUAAUGAGAAUAUCAAACGGUUUGAAUGUUUUAAUUUUAGUUUCACUUCGUGGUACGUAUGGAGUUCAUCGUAAAUGAGGUCUUGCAAUAAAUGUUUUUAUUUGGUAAACAUU